Pipistrellus nathusii (Nathusius's pipistrelle) is the source of this 297-nucleotide messenger RNA. NCBI's taxonomy places the organism in Eukaryota, Metazoa, Chordata, Mammalia, Chiroptera, Vespertilionidae. The record is from the annotation of a GenBank genome assembly.
AUGGCUCCUGCAAAGAAGGGUGGUGAGAAGAAGAAGGGCCGUUCUGCCAUCAACGAGGUAGUGACCAGAGGAUACACCAUCGACGUACACAAGCACAUUCAUGAAGCGGGUUUCAAGAGGCGUGGCCCCUCGGGCACUCAGAGAGAUGCAGAGAUUUGCCAGGAAGGACAUGGGAGCUCCAGAAGUGCGCACAGACACCAGGUUGAACAAAACUGUCUGGGCCAAAGGAAUAGAAAUGUCCAUAGUGUCUCUGGGUGCUGUUGUCCAGAAAACAUAAUGAGGAUGAAGAUUCACUAA